UACUUUUUACAUGCCAAUAAGUUAGAUGUCACUAUAAAUACCAAGCAUAGAUUGGCAAGUGGUUUUAAAACUUAUAUUAUAGUGAAAUUGUACUGGUAGUGUAAAACCAUUUUUAAGUUCAACUCGAAAUGUCCACCCCAAUGUAUAAUAUGACUGAUAUGUUCACAGAGAAUACUUAUUUAGCUGUCUUCUUUAAUAUUCUAGGUGGUCCUGUUCCACCUUCCAUAUUUGUUAAAAAAGAAUCACUAUCAACUUCUUCUACUAUUUUUACCAUAAUCUCCUUUCGGGAAAAAUUCUCCAUCUUCUUACUUUUAAUGAGAAUCCCAGCCUAUUUUCUUAGGCAUAUAUCAGAAGAGUCACCUGAGAAAGCCACCCUGAAGUGUCUUUCUGGAGGCAUUUGGAAUGUCAAACUACGAUAUGAUGAAGAUGGUUUGCUAAUACACAAUGGUUGGGACAAAUUUCAGAAGAAUAACCAACUAGAAGACGGGGAAUUUCUCGUGUUUAGGUACAAUGGCGGUCUGCAAUUUACAGUAAGAAUAUUCACCAAGAAUGGACUGGAGAGAGAAGUGAAGUCAACAGCCACGGGCAAAAAUCAACAAGCUUCGGUAUAUGAUCGAGGCAGUAAGCAUAAAAGGCCAGCAAAAUAUCCUUUCAGUUCCAAAUUCCCUGAACAGACUCGUGCUAACGGUGAAAAUAGCACAGAACGUGAAACUCCAAGAAAAAGAGCUGCAGUCGAUAAAGCGGAGGAGGGCCUUCUCACUCCAAAUAUUCGACAAUUUGUGAAAUGUUUGAAAGGCUACAAUGUGAAUAAGUCCUGUUUCUUGUAUGUUCCGAAAUCCUUCUAUGAACAACUUAUGAAAUCAGACAAUAAGACAACAGUUGUCCUCCGUAAUUCAGAAGAAAAAGAAUGGAAAGUGAAUUGUAUCGGACGAAAAGGAUAUCGCGCUUUCUGUGGAGGAUGGAGACAGUUUGUGAGUGGUAAUAAGCUUAAGGAAGGAUACGUCUGUGUUUUUCAGCUUGUCAAUGCAAAUGAACUGAAGGUUUCUGUUUUCGACAAUCCUUCGGAAUCUCUGUUGAAACUUGCUGCAGAAAGAUGAAAAAUUCCACCUUUUGAACUGCUCUAGGUUGAUGUUAUUGUGUGUUUGAAUCUGAACGUACUCUAUUGCUGCUUAACAUGGACAACCUUGUUUUCAUUUCCCUUUUUAUGUAUCUGAGUAAUUAGAGUUCUUUAACUUCAUUUUGUUUUAAUGUACAUUUUCUCUUUUUAACUUCGAAUUGCAAGUAUUUACUAAA
Messenger RNA from Capsicum annuum, 1293 nucleotides. Its product is annotated as B3 domain-containing protein Os11g0197600. NCBI's taxonomy places the organism in Eukaryota, Viridiplantae, Streptophyta, Magnoliopsida, Solanales, Solanaceae. The transcript has 4 exons. The record is from RefSeq and is a predicted model, not a curated record. Bases 129 to 1097 code for a protein of 322 amino acids. Gene Ontology annotation, molecular function: DNA binding.